AUGUUGCGGUUGUGUCACGAAACAAAAUGGUUUGUUUACAGUUAUCGGUUAUAUUCGUUUUCGCCGUUUUAAAUAAGGCUUACGCUGAACCAGGGUGUCGACCUCAUGGAUCUUCGAUUUCCACUUCAUUGGGGUCCGGCCCAUAUGCAACGUCUACUCCUAACCCUACGCUGUUAUCGUAUUUGAUGAGCGCUUCUGGUGGAAAGUCUAGUAAUCCAUUAGCAUGUUACAAUCCAGCUACAACGUCAUAUGGUUCGGCUGAACCUGAUCCAAAAUCGUUGUACUCAAGCUAUUUGCAAGCUUCUAAGGCUUUGGGUUCGGCUUCGCCUUCUUUUCCCGGCCAGUCGUUGUCUUAUCCAGCAAAAGCCCGGUUACUGAGUAAAAUUAAACUUUUCAAAACUUUACUCCCGACUGUGUUACCUUACCUCAACCAGAAUUUAAAGCCCUCGCCGUUCGCCGAACAGCAGACACUGGCACCACCACAACCACCGCCAACACCUGUACAAACUCCAAUACCGACAUUUGCCCCUGUGCCUUAUGCGCUGCCCGCCGUCAAUCCCGCUGUGUUUAAACAACUACUCCCGGCUCUGUGGUCUGAUCUUUCGCGAAUCAUUGCUUCGAAAAUUUACUCUACCGAAUCACCUCAACUGCCACCAAAGUCAAACUCGGUGCCGGUCGCGCCUGUUAUACCGACUAUAAAUCCUGCACUUUUAAAAGCCAUAUUUUCAACCUUAAAUUCAGCCGUUACGCCAGUUGCCGCUCAAACUGCAUCCGUGUCAUCUUCUCUACCGCCUUCUUCGUCCUCUUAUUCACCGUCAAAUCUCGAUCCGUCAAUACUAAGUACUUUGUCAAAUCAACUGUCUGCUGCGCUAUCAUCUGCAUCGACAUUUAGCCAGAGUUUGACAUCAAGUUCAGAUUCCAACUUUUUCAAUCAACUAAUCAGCUCAAUAACAGCACGAUCGAACCAACCAACUCCUACAAAAUUACCGUCACCAAGUCAAUGUGCUACUUCUAUACCAUCUUCAAUAUCUGCUCCAGCGCCUCCAACAACGUCAGCAUUGAAUACGGAUAUAUCUACUCUUUUCGCUCAAUCCUCUUCAGCUCAAGCGCCACAGCAGUCAAGCCCGUGUUCUCAAACGCCAACACAAGGUGUACCAGUCACUUAUGCUCCUCUCUCGACACCUUCACCGGCCAUCACUUAUAAACAGUCAGAAGCUGAUCAAAAUUUAAUUAAACUUAUAUCGAGUUUACAAUUGGCUUCGACCCAAACGCCUUCACAAAACUUACCCUCCCCGGUGCCCGCCCAAUCUACAAUUACCCCGCUCUCUAACACAAAAUCGUGUUCUCACACAAAUGAACUUCCUUCAUCACUUCCGUUGCCUCCAUCAUCGUGCGCCAAUUCAGAUCUAUCAAAUAUCUUAUCAACCUUGUUGUCUCAAACGUCUACACCGUCAAAAGACAAGUGCUCUUCUUCGACACCACAGGCGACAAUAUCUAAUCAACUUUCAGAUUUCACUUCAAAUCCUACUCCGAUCUCACAACCAUUACCGUUGACACCUUUUUGUUCCUCUCCGACUGAAAAAUCAGAUUUAUCAGAUAUAUUAUCCAACUAUACCUCUCAAAGGUCAGCACCUACGACGGACACUUAUUCUUCAUCUGUGUUCCAACCAGCACUCUCUCCGCUUUUCACUUCAAAUCAGUAUUCUGACUCUUCAUUACAAACUAUUCCGAUGUCUCAAUCAUCUUCAAGUACUAACCCAGAAUGGUCGACCGAUUCAACAAACAUACAGCCACCUUCUAACAAUGAUUGUCAAUCGUCACUCCCCCAAAAAUCAUUACCCUCCCUUUCUGAUUCAGUCUCAACGGUUUCAUCUCCACCGAACUCUAAUAUUCCAUCAAUGUUUAAAUCACAAUCGGAAUUACAGAAAUUCAUAUUAAAUUUACCAUCACUUCCGUUGCCAACGUCUGCACAGACCUCUCCGUCGGUUACUGAACCAACAGAAUGUUCUAAGACUGUUUCGCAACCUAUACCAGUUCCACUGCCUAUAUCGUCACCAUCUUCAAGUUCUGAGUCAACUUAUAAUUCAAAUUUGUUGAAAUUUAUAUCAAGUUUGCCAUCACCAAAAUUAACAUCUAUGCAAUAUCAAAGUUAUUCCCCGGUUUCGUCGCCAAAAGAAUCUUCAGAAAUUGUGUGCAGUGAUUCAAAAUCGGGGCAAUCGAUCAGUUCAAAUUCGUUUACACCAUCUCAGUUUAACACGGGUUUCACAAAAAUAAAUUCGGAUUAUACUCAAAAUUACCCAUCCAGUCAGAAUGAAUACAGUCCUCCGGCCAAUAACGCUGUACCAUGUCCAACACCAUCGUUUAAUGCAGACCCAUUUAAAUCAUCUACUCCUCCUAAUCAUAAACUAAUUAACCUAUCUAGAUCAUCGUCGAACUCGAUAUCGGGCUCAAAAUAUGAUUUGAAUAUUAACAACCUAUAAAUGUUUCAUUACAGAUAAUCUGGUAUCAAAUCCAGCCAAUCAUAAUAUAAUAAGAGGAACGCAUAUGUGAUAC
Molecule: messenger RNA, 2553 nt
Organism: Adelges cooleyi (spruce gall adelgid)
Lineage: Eukaryota; Metazoa; Arthropoda; Insecta; Hemiptera; Adelgidae
Exons: 2
Coding region: 27-2480 (817 amino acids)
Source: RefSeq, a predicted model, not a curated record